Fusarium fujikuroi IMI 58289 is the source of this 3597-nucleotide messenger RNA. RefSeq names its product related to 1-phosphatidylinositol-4,5-bisphosphate phosphodiesterase. Gene Ontology annotation, biological process: phosphatidylinositol-mediated signaling; lipid metabolic process. The record is from RefSeq and is a predicted model, not a curated record. Gene Ontology annotation, molecular function: phosphatidylinositol-4,5-bisphosphate phospholipase C activity. Bases 1 to 3597 code for a protein of 1198 amino acids. NCBI's taxonomy places the organism in Eukaryota, Fungi, Ascomycota, Sordariomycetes, Hypocreales, Nectriaceae. The transcript has 4 exons.
AUGGAUCUCAUGAAUCUGACUGCUCGGGACCUUUCCAACAAGUGUCUUGAAGCUUUCCAACUAUGCUUAACUUUUCGCUCUCCCGAGCCUGAUUUGUCCAAUCAGCAAGCGUCUCAUGAUGAGCGAUUUGAGUAUCGCUUGGCAGAUUUCAAUCUCUGGAUCGAUGGAAUCGGCGCCUUGGCUCCUUCAAAAGCCUCACUAGAUGCCAGGUUGAGUGAGCGACCGAUUGACCUUUCCCUCGUCAAAGGAAACCUUGUUAUGCUGUUUCAGUCGCUCGAAGACUGUUUGAAUCUGCUCAAUGAUAAUGGAGACCUCGAGUACACCUUGCUUGACAUAGACUCAGCCUUAGAAAGUCUUGUCACUUUGUCCCUAGCUAUUCGUAGGACAGGGCGUCGGUCGCGGCUUCACAAAGCAGAUCGCCUUUUCAAAGCAGAAGAACAUGCUGAGUUGAGGAAACACUUGGAAGCCAUUAUUUUUCUGCGUCCUGGGUCGGGUCCGUGCUUUAAAGAUGAUGAGUUUCGAACCGAGAUCGAGUCGCUGACACCACUGCAAAAUCAUCUUAUCACGGCCAACUUGAAGCGGAGAAAUCGUUUCAUACAGGCUCAGCUACACUCUCUGGGUUUGAAGAAAAGAACUUUUGCCUUUGAGUUGCCGACCCCUGAAGCCGUGGAAAAAGGUCCUAACCCUGUCCCCAUUUCGACGAGUGAAUUAGAAGAUGUUGCCGUCCCCAUAGUCUCCGAUACUGACGCCCAACCUCACAAACCGCUGCCAGCACCCAUGUCAGUCACCUCAGCUUCGGUCCCCGAAAGUAAGCUCGAAUAUAGAGAACCAAUUUCCAAGAAAACGGAGUCUACACCAAUGACCGUCAUUACUCAGAUCACUGCUUCUGCUCGAUACCCGCGCCCACGAGUGUACGAUAACGAGCAAAGGGUUGUUCAGUGUCCAUGCUGUUGUCAGACCUUGCCCGUAGCAGAGGCCAAAAACAACAACCGAUGGAGAAAGCACCUAGCAGAGGAUAUACGCCCAUAUACCUGCAUAUUUGACAGCUGUCCUACGCCAGACGUGUACUACAGUAGUAGAUCGAUGUUGGAGCAGCAUUUCCGACAAGACCAUCCGCCUGUUUGGAUAUGUCCUUUGUGUGAUGAAGGGUCAGUCUACUCUACCAUGAGUGAAAUGAUGGACCAUCUUCAUAAAGCCCACCCAGAUAAUGGGGAGGACAUCUCAUCCAUUAUUUCAUCGUCCGCACAGACUAGGGUGGGCAUAAAGAGCUGUCCCCUCUGUGAAGUCAACGGCGAAGCCGACUCUCCAGAGCUCAUAGACCACGUCCUGGAGCACGUACACGACUUCUCGCUCCGGUCUCUUCCGUGGCCUAAAUCCUCAGAAGUUGAUAUCGGCGGUGAAGUCGGGUCUUUCAACUGGGAAAGUGGCGAGGCUGCUGCUAUCACUCAAUGGCUGGAGGUCUAUGAACAUGAUAUGGAAGACAUUGAUCCUACAUUGAAGCUAUCAACUUGCGACUAUGCCAGAUUGGCAAUUAUAACCGAACAGAUGGAAUCUGUGAGGCACGAUAAGCUUGGCCUUGAUAUCGGCUUUGCUGACGACCAUGGCGACGAUUCUGCUGAAGCCGAGACUGAUGUUUCAAAGCUUACUCAAGACACUCUUGAAUCUAUACAGGCCCUUUAUGUGGUCCUUUGUCAUCAAUGCUCUGCUAGAUGGUAUAGAGAUGAAGAUGGAAUGCAGUGUCCCAAAUGUCAGAGCGAGUUCGUUGAGAUUCUUGAACCCGAAAGUGGUUCUGAUGUUUCAGAUACCUCAAGUGCAGAGUCUGUUGGGACGUCUCGCUUCGCUACAAUAAAAAGUCGUGAUGGGUAUGGUGAGGAAAACAGGCAUUCAAGCGAUGCCACAGGCUCCAAACCGAGCACUCGGGAGUCCAUUUCAGGCUUUCGAAGAUUCACUGACCGCCUCUUCUCCCGCAAGAAAGCCGAUAAUAUUGAACCCCGGCCUGGCCAGGACGCCCCCGAGACCUUGGUCAAAUUUCUAGGGCUUAAGCAGAGUGCCGUAGCGAAUCAGCAGGCCUGGAAGAUUCUGUCCAACGUUUACUACAGGCGGCUAGACUCUCCCACGAAAACACCGUCAAUGUUUGCAAAUUUUAUCAGAGAUGUACAACAUGAGGAUGUUCUGUCAACCCAUCCACCUGUGUCUGAUCUGGAUACCUUUUUACAAGUUAUGGUCUGGUUUUACUUGAGUCCACUCAAACCAUUGCCUCCAAAGGACCUUUCAAAACCUAUAUCGAACUAUUUUAUCAACAGCAGCCAUGAGACUACCCCUUACAUAUCCAUUGGACCUCGGAGUACUUAUGAUGCGAUCAGUCAUGUACUUAAUUACGGAUAUCGAUCCAUUAACAUAGAUGUCUGGAAUGGUACUACUACUACAGAUGAGCGAGAUAUGCAACUCAAUGAGCGGCAUGAAUCUAAACCAGCUGGGACAGUCGAGGCCAUCAGCCGACUCAUUGGGCGUAUGCCGCGUAUCGGAGCGACUGAUUCAAGGUCUGUGGAUCCGAAGACCGCGCUCUCUGGAUCAAGUCACUUGAGUUCCCCUGCAGAACCAAUCGUCACGGAUGGUAACUUCCCUGGUACACCAUGUGGUUUCAGGGGAGCUUGCCAAUUGAUCAGAAGCACUGCUUUUAUCCAUACUAAUCUACCUGUGAUCAUUAAUAUCAUGGUCCACGCAAACCCUGGCCAGCAAGAUAUGAUGGUUAAAAUCAUGAGGGAGGAGUGGCGCGAGAUGCUGGUAGAUGAGCCACUCGAGGGAUGCGAUCCACGAUUUCGGCUACCAAAAUUGGAGGACCUUCAAAAUCGGAUACUUGUCAGAAUCUCAACAAUUACAAGUCAUGCUAAAUAUGGAUACGCUUCGCAGCAUGCCGAAGAUUACUACGACGCGAGGCUAAUCUCCAUUAUACAGCCAUUAGCCAAGCUUGGGGUUUAUUUGCGACAAGAACAUUUUGAAAGUUUCAACACUCCUCUUGCAAAGUCACCGAAUCACCUCUUCUCAUUUCGCGAGGAUAGGGUGCAAGGCCUUAUUCGCGCAUCACCCACCGAGCUUUUUCAGCACAACCAACACUACUUUCUUCGUGUCUAUCCGAAUGCGUCGAUACAAGCCUCUUCAAACCUUGAGCCCUUGUCGUUUUGGAGACAUGGUGUUCAAAUGGCUGCAAUUUGCGGGUAUAACGUAGAUGAGGGUAUGAUGUUGAAUGAAGGAAUGUUUGCUGAUGAAUCAGGAUGGGUUCUGAAACCUGUCGGUUACCAAAGCCAAAGCAAUAAUAUCUCGACCGAUCUCGAAGCAGCUUCACGAAAGGAGCUUGAUCUAUCUAUAUUCGUUUUCCGAGAUCAGGAGUUUCUGGCUCGUACGCACCGAGAAAUUAAGGACCUUUCAUCAUUCAUGAGAGCCUCACUCCAUGUUGAUGACGAAGUAAAUACUUGGGUACCAGGAGGUGACUUCCCAAUAUCUACAGAUGAUGGCUCUGGUGCUUUGGGCUACGAGCUCAACUUCCAUGUAGCCAAAGCAAAUCCCAGCAUCUUUCCAAAACUCAGCAUCCUUAGGUAA